Messenger RNA from Penicillium pulvis, 1623 nucleotides. RefSeq names its product MDR family MFS transporter. Lineage: Eukaryota; Fungi; Ascomycota; Eurotiomycetes; Eurotiales; Aspergillaceae. The record is from RefSeq and is a predicted model, not a curated record. The transcript has 4 exons. Gene Ontology annotation, biological process: transmembrane transport. Gene Ontology annotation, molecular function: transmembrane transporter activity. The coding region runs from base 1 to 1623 and encodes 540 amino acids.
AUGGCAAACGGCUCAGUGCGAGAUUGUCACAAUGACGACUGUCGAGACGAUAUCCCUUUGAAAGAGUCGGGCAGCAGCGAUAUAAGUGAUGAUGAGAGAAUCGAGUACCCAUCCACGAUCAAAUUCCUUCCCGUACUCAUAGGCCUUUGUUUUCAGUCAUUCUGCAUCGCACUGGACAAUACAAUCCUCGCCACAGCUGUACCGAAGAUCACCGAACAAUUCAACUCUUUGGAAGACUUGUCCUGGUACGCAAGCGCGUACCUUCUGACAUCUUGCGCGGUCACCCUCCCCUUCGGCAAGAUAUACACCUACUAUUCUACGAAAUGGACGUACAUGAUCGCCCUCGGUCUUUUUGAGAUCGGGUCGUUGGCAUGUGCAGCUACGCCAACAUCGAAGGGUCUGAUACUCGGAAGGGCGAUUGCAGGGAUUGGGUCGGGAGGAUUAUCACCUGGUGCGCUGUUAGUGCUCGCCAAUAGUGUACCCCUCCAUCGACGUGCUCUUUAUUUUGGGAUCAUUGGGAGUACGAGUGGAAUUGCGACUGUCACUGGGCCACUACUGGGGGGACUAUUGACGGACCAUUUGAGUUGGCGAUGGUGUUUCUAUAUUAAUCUUCCCCUUGGCGCAAUUACGGGUAUCUUUAUUGCUAUAUUCUUCAAGGAUGUGAAACCGAGGAAAACGAUCGAAUCAGGACGGAUGAACAAGGUUAAACGGAUGGAUCCACUCGGCAUCCUGCUCUUCAUCCCCGCUAUUAUAUCGAUCCUUUUGGCCCUACAGUGGGGUGGCACGAAAUAUGAAUGGUCAAAUGUGCGCAUCAUUGUACUGUUCGUCUUAUUUUCAUUGUUUUCCUUAGCCUGGUGCUAUGUUCAGCACUGGAAACAAGAAGAAGCCACCGUUCCUCCUCGCCUACUCAUGAAUCGCAAUAUUCUUGGCGCUGUCAUACAUGCAACGUUUCUCGGGGGCUCUUUCUUUGUGUUCGGAUACUAUCUCCCUAUCUGGUUCCAGGCUAUUGAACAGGUCUCAGCAUCGCAGUCUGGAAUCAAUAACUUGCCUAUGGUUGUCUCAAUGAUCAUCUCCUCCGCACUUGGGGGGCUCUUGGUAAAUUUGGUUGGGUACUACACGCCUCUCAUGUUUCUUGGCAGCGCCCUCCUCACGAUUGGUUCAGGCCUUUGUACAACAUUCCAAGUUCACACAGGAAAUGGGAUGUGGAUCGGCUACCAAAUUAUAAUAGGUAUCGGCGCAGGGGUCGGGUUCCAACAAUGCAUCAAUUGCCUGCAGACCGUUCUACCAUUGGAAGAUAUACCGAUUGGGAUUGCGAUAAUUACAUUUGCUCAAAGUUUAAGCGGCGCGUUGUUUAUUUCUAUUGCACAGACUGUGUUUCAGAAUCGACUAGUGGCCAGCAUCACCAAGUACGCUCCAACGAUUAGUCCAGGGGCUAUCAUCGAAGCUGGAGCAGCCCAUCUUUCGCACAGGGUUCCUAAGCAGGCUCUUUCAUCUGUGUUAUACGCUUAUAAUAUUGCAGUUACACAGACAUUUUAUGUUUCUGUUGCUGCUGCUGCCCUUUCCUUUAUUGGAGCUGCACUUGUUCAGUGGAAGUCUAUGAAAAGACCUCAGAAGUAUGCAUGA